Closterium sp. NIES-67 is the source of this 1637-nucleotide messenger RNA. The record is from the annotation of a GenBank genome assembly. Lineage: Eukaryota; Viridiplantae; Streptophyta; Zygnematophyceae; Desmidiales; Closteriaceae.
UUGGCUUCGGCCAGUCUAGGUCAUCCUUGGGAUUGUCGAAGCGACUUUCCGUUUCUUGGCCGAAACCUGAGCUGAUUAUGGCUCUAUUCUUAGAUCCUGAAUGUGUGUAGCAUCUAGUCCCACGCGAUUAGUUGCAACCAGUCUCUCAUCACUACUCUAAACUAGACCGUACAAUUCUUACCACAAAAGGUCUCAGCCGUAUUGUUUCCUCCGAAAAUCAUCCAGCCAUGGCAGAUUCAUCCGCCGUCAGUUCCGCAAACGCGGGCCACAUGGCUCCGCUUCCAGAGGACCUGACGGAAGCCGGUCAGAAGCUUCUUUCGGACGUGCAGGGGGUGAUGGAGCGGUGCAAGGCGCUCCAGGAGACGGCGGCGGGGUACAGCCAGCGCCUCAAGAGCGAGGGCGACGCGCUCGGCGAGCGCGCGAUCGCGCUCGAGAAGGAGCUGCGCGUGCUGCGAAAGAGCGUUAACGUCGCAGCGGCGAAAGACGAGGUUUCGCCUGAAGUCGCGGAGCAGAUGGACGAGGACUUGGUGCGAGCCAGGAGCAUGGUGUACGAAGGGGAUAUAGCGGCGCUGCUGCCGCACAAGGCGAACGGCUUCUUCCUGUGGCUGUUCCUGGGCCAUGUGAACGUGCGGUCUUCUCGGAGGGACGUGCGGUUCAAAGUCAAGGAGGAGUACAACAGCUACCGGGAUCGCACGGCUCUCAUCUUCCUGGGAGCGCCGCUGCUGCUGCUGGCGGCGAAGCAGUCCAUGAACCAGAGCUGCCUGCCGGGGCUCGUCGUGCACGUCUAUCAGGCAUGGCUAUUGCUCUUCUACACGAGCCUAGCGCUGCGGGAAAACAUUCUGCGCAUCAACGGCAGCGACAUCCGACCGUGGUGGAUCUACCACCACUACUACGCCAUGCUCAUGGCGCUAGUGAGCCUCACGUGGGGCAUUGAGGGGCCUGACUGCGCUAUGAAGCAGCAAGGCAUAACGCUCUUCCUCAUGUGGGCCAUCAUCCAGGGCGUGGCCAUGCUGCUGCAGAACCGCUACCAGCGCCGCCGCCUCUACACCAGAAUAGCGCUGGGGAAGGCGGGGCAGAUGGACGUGGUGUGGGGGGAGACAGCAGGCAUGAAGGGGCAGCUGGUGCUGCUGUAUCCGCUGCUCUUCAUUCUGCAGCUCUUCCAGCUCUACAUCGGCGUCACGCUGCUGCGCACUUCGCUCUACGAGAUGUUCGAGUGGCAGAUCUUUGCUUGCGGCAUCCUCCUUAUAAUCAUGGCAGUUGGGAACUUCACCAACACUGUAGCUACAGUGGCCACAAAGCUGACCAUUAAAGCCAAAAUGCGCAAGAAGGGUGGAGGAGCAGCAGCCAAGGCCCAGGAAGCUAGUAGUAAGGCAUCCGCAUCUGCACACAAAGAUGACUAGCUGUGUUUGUACUUGAAUUUAAAUGGCUAGAGUAUUCUGGUCAGCAAUGCUUUCACGUCCAUUAAUGCAGCUCAUAUGGGCUUUAGCUCAAUGCAGUGCACAUGCAGGGCCUGGUAAGUUAUCCAGGUAAAACGCCCUAAGUACUCUGAUUUCCAGGGUAGUUUUCUGUGAUGCACUGAUUUUCCAUGGUAGAUUAAUCAAGUGUAGCAAUUCUAUUACCCUGGCUGAAUCAUGUCG